AUGAAGUGUGUUGCGGUCUUCUGCUUCUUGGCCUUCUCCACGGCCCAAGGCUUCCCAAGUAUCCCAUCCCUUCCAAAACUUUCACCUGUAACUCUACCGGACAUCCCAUCCCUUCCAAAUGUUCUACCUGUAACUUUGCCGGAGCCACAAGAGCCACUUUUGGAGGCUUUGGUUCAAAUUCUCAACCAAAUUCUGGAGGAUCUCCACCUUCCAACCGUCGAUCCCGAGGCCGUUACCUUCCCCGAAUUGGGAGUCGAGGGAGAUCGAGUCAAGAGAGAUAUCUUCUCUGGAGUCACUGGCCUUCCACCAUCUCCAUUGGUCGUAAUCAUCGAGCUUCUGAACAAGAUCCUCGAAUCUCUGAACCUCCCCACCGUCAACCCCGAAGCCGUCACCAUCCCUUCUGAUGCUGGCCGUGUCAAGAGAGAUGCCUUCGAGCCAGUCACCGCUGAGCCCACAUUCGACGUUCUGCUCGACAUCCUGAACCAGAUCUUGGAAUGUCUGCACCUGCCCACCAUCAACCCUGAGGAAGUGACCGUCCCUUCGGAAGAGGGCGGCCGUGCCAAGAGAGAUAUUCCCUUCGGAAUCACCAUUCCUUUCGAAAACCCCCUCGCUGAAUUGAUCGCCAAGCUUUUGGAGAUCAUUGCCAAAUUGGAGAGCUUCGAAUUCGGAACUGGAGCCCCUCUCCCAGUCACCUUCCCAUCAUUGUAA
Messenger RNA from Bursaphelenchus xylophilus (pine wood nematode), 708 nucleotides. The record is from the annotation of a GenBank genome assembly. NCBI's taxonomy places the organism in Eukaryota, Metazoa, Nematoda, Chromadorea, Rhabditida, Aphelenchoididae.